AUGAGAGACGACAACGCAGACAACACCCAGACAGACGAAUUACUGCGGCAUAUUGUCAUCAACUUCGUGAUCGCCAGUCGGGAUGUUAAUGGGACUGUACUUAUCAACUUCGUGAUCGCCAGUCGGGAUGUUAAUGGGGUGACACUCACAUGGCUUGUCUACGAGCUGAGUAUGCACUCAGAUGCGUCACACAGACUGUACUUAGAGCUCAGAGACUAUGAGAUCCGGAGACAAUUCGAAUGUGAAUGUUCGGUGGAGCAGUAUUGGGAUGUCGACAUGCAAGACGAGGACUACGAGACACUUCGACUUCACCCUGCGGUGCCUCUUGACGGGAGGGACAUAGAAGAAGACGACACACUUCCAGCAGGAGACGUCUUCAUAAGCAGCCAGAAAGGGAACGUCUUCUUUGCACCAUAUUCUAUGGCUCGAAUGACGUCUAUCUGGGGUCUGGAUGCUGCACUGUUCAACCCAGAUCGUUGGCUGCAGAGUGAUAAACUGGAGCCAGCAUCUGACAACAAGUUCGUGACGUUCCAGAACUUUGUGAUAUAUGUGCAUGCGGGUCUUUAUACUGGAGCUGUGAAAGACUUGACUUACCAGAGUUGCAAGGUAGUAGCAACUAUUCUGGUUCGGUUUUUUGAAUUUAUCCGCGCGUGUCCCUGUUGUGAUGACUUAAAUCCAAAGUCUGAAUCACACACUUUGACACGUAGUACUGGGGUCUCGCUGCCGGGGCGCGAAGUCCCCCGUCCCCAGUCCAAGGGGACUUCGCCCCGGGCCGUUAAUGAUUCGUCUAUUUUGUAUAUUAGGCCGAUGUCUUGCAGCUCAAUUCUGUUUAGCGUUGAAGGACCAAUGGGGAGCUACAAUGCCUCAAUGAAGAAUGUAUCGGAUCUUUUUGUGUUUCAUGGUGGGACUACGGCAUCAUCGGAAAAUGUUUGUAAAUUUGUAGAUAGCAUGUCCGAUCAUGUUCUGAAUGUGACCGUCGGGUUCAGGUUCCUAACAGUUCCCUGGAAUCAACUUUCUCCCACUUCACACAUUUCUGAAACAACUACGUUCACCGCAACAUUGCAGUUGUUCAGAUCACCCGAAAGCAAUGUCAGAUUUUUCAGAUGA
This is a messenger RNA of Marchantia polymorpha subsp. ruderalis, 1107 nucleotides long. The record is from the annotation of a GenBank genome assembly. NCBI's taxonomy places the organism in Eukaryota, Viridiplantae, Streptophyta, Marchantiopsida, Marchantiales, Marchantiaceae.